Messenger RNA from Ipomoea nil (Japanese morning glory), 1836 nucleotides. RefSeq names its product protein FAR1-RELATED SEQUENCE 5-like. The transcript has 6 exons. Gene Ontology annotation, biological process: regulation of DNA-templated transcription. The record is from RefSeq and is a predicted model, not a curated record. Gene Ontology annotation, molecular function: zinc ion binding. The coding region runs from base 1 to 1836 and encodes 611 amino acids. NCBI's taxonomy places the organism in Eukaryota, Viridiplantae, Streptophyta, Magnoliopsida, Solanales, Convolvulaceae.
AUGGAAGAAUUCGAUCGAGUUCCCAUUGACAUUCAAUCUACCAACAACCCCAGUUUGAGUCUCAGCAGCAGCAGCAAUGGUCAUACAUUGACCAUAUCUCCUGGAAUGACACAGUAUUGGACUCCUCACUGUGAAGAUGAAAUCAAACCAGCAGUAGACAUGAUUUUUAAAACAUUGGAUGCUGGUAUUGAAUUCUACAAACAUUAUGCUUCCAAAGUUGGGUUUGACACGAGGUCUAGUUCCGUCGUUACAGCACGUGACGAGACAAAAAUUCAAAAGCAAAUCGUUUGCAACAGAGAAGGAUUUAAGAAUACAGGAGCUCAACAUUUUCACUCGCAGUCAAGUGCAGAUGCAGGGGAAGGGCCUUCCCGUCCAAAGCGGCGAAGGGUUUCAAACAGAACUGGUUGCAGAGCUAGGAUUAUGUUUAAGUACAUUGGAGCAGCUGGGUACCAAGUUACAACUUUUAUUGAAAAACAUAAUCACAGCAUGUCUUCGGUUCUGGCAAGGCAGUUUCUAAAGGGAAAUAGAAACAUCUCCAGUGUUCACCAGAAGUUUAUACUCGAUUGCGCUAAAGCAAAUAUUGGAGCAUCAAAAUCACACGGUUUAUACAGUCAGAUUGUGAGGAAUUACUCUGAAGUUGGAGCAACUGUAGUGGACUUUAAAAAUGUCAGAAGGGAUCUCAGAGCAUACAUAUUGGGAGAUGAUGCACAAAUACUGUUGAUGAAGAUGAGCAGACUGUUUUGGGCAGAUCCAAUGUCAAAAAAGAAUUUUGCUGCAUUUGGAGAUGUUGUCUCUUUUGAUGCCACGUACUCAACAAACAGGUACGAUCUGGCAAUGGGUAUGGAACCAAGAAUAAUUGUCACCGAUCAAGAUCCAGCUAUGAAAGUGGCGAUUCCAACAGUUUUCAAGCAAGCCAGGCAUCGUUAUUGCAUGUGGCACAUCAUGUGUAAAGUUGGGGAAAAGAAGCAGUGGAGAGAGCUCAUGGAAAAGUACAACUUAGUCGAGCACAAUUGGUUUACAACUAUGUUUGAGGCUAGAAAGCAUUGGAUCCCAGCGUAUUUUAGAGAUAGCUUUAUGGGGGGUUUACUCAGAAUAACUUCUCGUUCCGAAAGUGAGAACUACACGUACAACCGCUUUACUGGUCCCCAAUCAAGCCUAGUUGAAUUCAUGAUGAACUUUGACAGUGCUCUUAAAUCACAACGUAACACAAAUGCAAAGCUCAACAGUGACAACGAAGGCUACAAUCCAGAUAUGAAGACGCCUUUGGGGAUUGAAAAGCACGCUUCAAUCGUCUACACCAUUACUGUUUUCUAUCAAGUUCAGGAAGAAAUAUGUGCCUCCUGUUUCAAAUGUAUGGUGUUGAGUGUUAGAGAAGACGGUGGAAUGUUGCACUAUGAUAUUAUGGAUGGAAAGAACAAAAGAUUUACUGUGGUGCACAAUGUAAAUGACCAUGAGGCCAAAUGCAGUUGCAAAAUGUUUGAGAUGGUUGGACUGUUGUGUAGACACAUAUUUGUGGUCUUUAGAGACCUUGAAAGGAUCCCUCUGGAGUACGUGGUUAAUCGGUGGACUAAGGAUGCAUCUUUAAAAGCUACAUUUGAAAUAGAUGGUGUCAUUUAUGAUCAUAAUGGACCAAAGGAUGAAAAGAAGAUGCUGUUGAACAAAGUGUGGUCUGAUAUACACUGCUGUAUGGAUUUGGCAGGUUCAAACAUAGAGCAAUUGACUGCAUUUUCCCAAGUGAUUAAUGAACAGAAACAGCUGCUACUGUCAGGAAAGGAGAAAUUGUCCCCUCAGCACAGCAGGAGAACUGUUAUAGAAUCAUAUUGUGGAUCAACAUAA